This is a messenger RNA of Ipomoea triloba (trilobed morning glory), 1221 nucleotides long. RefSeq names its product two-component response regulator-like APRR5. Lineage: Eukaryota; Viridiplantae; Streptophyta; Magnoliopsida; Solanales; Convolvulaceae. Gene Ontology annotation, cellular component: nucleus. The transcript has 3 exons. Gene Ontology annotation, molecular function: protein binding. The record is from RefSeq and is a predicted model, not a curated record. Bases 46 to 825 code for a protein of 259 amino acids. Gene Ontology annotation, biological process: regulation of flower development.
AAAAAAAAAAAAAAGAAUUAUUUCCAAAUUUCAAAACACGCCAAUAUGUACGGCUACACUUAUACUAACGAUAUCCAUUACGGCGCCGCCUACUCUACCACCCAAUACUACGGCGCCGCCCACGUCCCGCUGCCGCCAAUGGUGGCGCCGCCGGAAGCUCUGCCGUCCCUGCCGCCGCCGCUGGUGAUCCCCGGCAGCGACUACGACUCCCUGUCGCCGCUGAAGUCGGAGAUUAACGGCUACAGCAGCAGCGAAUACAGCAGCUACGGCUCCCCCAGCUCCGCCACCAGCUACGGCGGCAUAACCAACUUCCAGAGAAGCAUCAGCAGCCACUCCCUCCACAAGAACACCGACGGAUAUUUCCCCGUCGUCUCCUCGCCCACCGGAUUUCUCGACCUCGAUUGCACUCCGGUGAGAAAGGUUUUCAGCACCGGUGAUCUACCAGGAAUAAACUUGGUGCAACGUAACCAUAGGUCAGAGAGUCCACUAGCAAGUGAAAGCAACAGCAUAAUAGAAGGAAUGAACAAAGCAUGCCGGUAUAGUCCCGAGGAGAAGAAGGAGAGGAUUGAGAGAUAUCGGAAUAAGAGAAACUUACGCAACUUCACCAAGAAGAUCAAGUAUGAGUGCAGGAAAACCUUAGCAGAUAGCAGGCCACGGAUCCGAGGAAGGUUUGCCCGGAAUGAUGAGUCGUGUGAGAGGACACCUCAAAGUGAAUGGAACAUGAUUCGGGCUGGUUUAAUGGAGGAAGAUGAUGAUGGGGACAUGGAUGAUGAAGCUUGGAUCAAUUUGCAGAUGAUUGAUGAACUUAAUUUCCAGCAAAUCUAAUCUGCAGUGGGAGAUAUAAUGAUGAUGAUUAUGAUUAUGAUCAAGCUAAGUUUAGUAUCAUUAGAUAUUUGCAGUUUAAUUUUCUAGUUCAUUAAAAAAUAAAAGAAAAAAGAACAUUAAAGAUCUGAUGAUACUAAUUAAGGUAGUUUAGUUAUUAAUUAGUGUGAGUUGUUGGUAUAGAAGUCAAGUUUUAGGAUAGUUUCCUAAAGAAGAUGAAGAAGAAGAGCUUCCUAAGGUUUUAGUGUUAAGGAGCUCAUCAUGAUGGUGAUUUGGUAGUUGCUGUUUCAUUUACAUGUUUCUAAUGGUGCAUUAUUAUUGUAAGAGUCAUUUUUAAGGUUGUAAUUAUAAGUUGCUCAUGUACAAUUGUUUUAUUUUAUUGCAUUAUGAUUUGGGCUA